Protopolystoma xenopodis is the source of this 198-nucleotide messenger RNA. The record is from the annotation of a GenBank genome assembly. NCBI's taxonomy places the organism in Eukaryota, Metazoa, Platyhelminthes, Monogenea, Polystomatidea, Polystomatidae.
GCAAGAGACCGACUUCUGGUGGCUCUCAGUCCUCUGCCAGUGCGAACCCCUUUUGACCCAAAUUUUAUUGCUCCUGCAAAUGGUGCUCCCGAGGGUGGGCGGACCGGUGGUCAUCUCAUACAGCCAGUGCCGCGUUUGCUGAGCAACUUGCGACCCGUUUGCUAUCAGCUCUCCGGGGCUCUUGUCACGUCCCUGUAG